Molecule: messenger RNA, 5660 nt
Organism: Hemibagrus wyckioides
Lineage: Eukaryota; Metazoa; Chordata; Actinopteri; Siluriformes; Bagridae
Gene: c4
Product: complement component 4
Exons: 41
Coding region: 121-5154 (1677 amino acids)
Biological process (GO): complement activation
Cellular component (GO): extracellular region
Molecular function (GO): protein binding; endopeptidase inhibitor activity
Source: RefSeq, a predicted model, not a curated record
UGAAUCAUGAUUGGUACAUGCUUGCUUGCGAAGCAGUGGGAAGUUCAUAAAAGACAGCUCUCUCUCUCAGUAAGGAUUAUCUAGAUGGUGUAAAGCAUAACUUUGCACCAUAAAGACAAAAUGAUCUUUCUUCUAGUCUUUGUGGCUUUUGUUCAUCUUGCAGUGGAGGCACAGAAACCAAUAUGUCUCAUCACUGCCCCGAAUAUCAUUCAUGUGGGAGUAGAGGAGACACUGAGUGUGCAACUGCAUGGAGCCACUAAAAGUGUCAGAUUAAAUCUGUAUUUCCAAGAUAAUCUUAAAAACAUACAGCUAUGUGACUCAAAAACCGUGAUCUUAAAUGAGGAAAACCAAUAUCAAGCUGUGGUGACACUAAAGGUUGAUCCAGUUAAAUUUCGCAGUCUCAAAAAUCAGAAUGAACCAUAUGUCAGCCUUGUUGCUGAGAGCAGUGAGGUGUUUGGAAAGAAAAAAGUGGUCCAUAUCCUUUUGUCAUCCAGAAGGGGUUACAUUUUCAUCCAAACUGACAAGACCAUCUACAAUCCAGGAGAACAGGUGAACUACAGACUCUUUACUCUAGAUAACUACUUGCUUCCUGUAAGCGAAGCAGUUAAUGUCCAGAUAUUUAACUCCAAAGACCUGCUGUUGUCCAAUCGUAUUCUGAACAGCUCUGAAAUCCUGCAGAAGACUUUCACUAUUCCUGAUGUGGGAUUAGCAGGCCACUGGAAAAUCAAAGCCUCCUUUCAUAACUAUCCAAAGUCCAGCACUUCAGUGGAGUUUGAGGUUCGAGAGUAUGUUCUGCCCACGUUUGAGGUCAAGAUCAUGGCAGCAAAACAAUACCUCUCUCUGAACAAUGAAAAUUUUCAAUUCAGUAUCUCAGCCAGAUACACCUAUGGGAAGAGCGUCAAUGGGGUGGCAUAUGUGCGUUUUGGACUGAUUGACAGUAAAGGAGAGAAGAUUUAUCUUCCUGGCACAGAAAAACAGAUUCAAGUUGAGAAUGGCCAUGUGGACAUCACAAUCCAGACUAAUGAAUUACAGACUGCAGCAGCCAAUCAGGGCCUAGCGCACAUAACAAACCUGUACCUGUACAUCGCUGCUACUGUUCUGGAAAAAGCAAGUGGAGAUCUACAGGAAACAGAGAGCUCCUCUGUGAAGAUUGUGAACUCUCCAUAUGUCAUUGAUUUGUCAAGGACAAAGGAGUAUUUUUCUCCUGGGGGCAUUUUCUCUAUUCUGGGCACCACCAGCUUCCCAGACGGUUCCAGAGUCCCUCGUUUGAAAAUAAAGGCCAUUGUGACUAUAGAUGGAGUGACUCAGAAUAAAGAGGGUACUGGGGAUGAUAGUGGAAACAUAGUUAUCACACUCCAAGUCCCACAGCAGGCUAAGCAAAUCUCUAUAACGGUGCAAGCACAGGGAGAAGAUGAGCAAGACAUCGUCAGUGACACAAAAAUAACAUCCAAAGCGAUCAGCAAUAAUGAAGGCAACUAUCUGAGUGUGGAGGUGCAGCAUCAGAUCCUCAACCCUGGACAAAGCCUGCCAGUUAUAUUCAGGGACAUCACAAGUGCUGAAAGACCAUCACAUAUCUAUUACCUGGUUGUGAGUAAGGGCAGAGUGGUGAAGGCAAGCAGAGUGCAGAGGACUGAUCUGACCUCCAUAAACCUGCCUUUCUCUGUGGAUAUGGUGCCCGCGUUCCGCCUGGUGGCCUACUAUCACACAAGAGCUGGCAAUAUAGUGGCUGACUCGGUGUGGGUGGAUGUGAAAGAUGUGUGCAAAGGAAAGGUCGAAAUCGUUCCUUUUAGUGACCAGAAACCUGGAGAUCAUUUCGAGGUGUCAGUCAGGACUGAUUCAGACAGCAAGGUGGCGCUGAGCGCAGUGGAUUCAGCUGUGUACAUCCUCAAUAAAAAGGGCAAACUGAGUCCUCAAAAGAUGUUCGAGUACAUGAACUCGUAUGAUCUGGGCUGCUCUGUAGGAGGAGGAGAAAACUCCAAGUCGGUCCUGGAAUCCGCAGGACUCACGUUCCUCUGUAACUGUGAAUCAGACGUUAUAACUGCAGCGCAUAAAUGCUACAAAGAGCGUCACAGACACAAGAGAGACCUCGGCACACUGGUUAACAAAUACAAGAAUGCCGACAGGAAGUGUUGUGAAGAUGGACUGAAGAAAGGACUAUCGUUAAAGUCAUGUGAUAUGAGGCUGAAAUACACAGCGCAUCAGCAAAAGAGCUGCAGGGAAGCUUUCAAAAAGUGCUGCGAGGCUGGAGUGGCUAAGAGGAAGAAGGACCGACUGACCAAAAUGAGAAGCACCUUAGGAAGAACAUUAACUGCAGAGGAUGAGUUCGAUGAAGUCUCGGUUUACCUCCGCAGUUUCUUUCCUCAGUCAUGGAUGUGGGAGAUUGUAAAAGCGGACGCCUCGGGUAACAUCAGGCAUUCUGCAAUUGCUCCUGACUCCAUCACCACAUGGGAGGUUCAAGCUGUGGCUAUUUCCCCAACAAAAGGAUUUUGCAUAGCAGACCCACAGCCACUGAAGGUCUUCCAGAACUUUUUCAUAUCGCUUAAACUGCCACAUUCGGUAAAGAGGUACGAGCAGCUCGAGGUGAAAGCCGUCAUGUUCAACUACAUGCAGCAGAGUUUAGAGGUCACAGUGAAGAUGAAGCGGGAGGCGGGGCUGUGCACUGCAGGGGCAGGAGAUGUGGUGCAGAAGAUCACGGUGGAGCCCCAGUCUGCCACGGCCGUGUAUUUCUCAGUAGUACCUCUGAUCAUCGGGAACAUCCCUAUCAGCAUUCUAGCUUAUGCCUCACUCGACAUCCACGAUAAGAUAGAGAAAGAACUGAAAGUUGUGGGAGAGGGUGAGAUCGUCUACAUACAAAAGGAAUACAACAUCGACUCAAAGACUGAAAAUAAGCUGGAAUUUGAAAUUCCAGCCCCUGAGGAUGAGGUCCCGGACCAGGAAUCAAGCACACACAUGAGUUUUAAAGGUGGUGUAAUGGGAGAAUCAGUGGAUAACUGCCUAAACCUGGAAGGAGUGAACAACUUGAUCAGUCUGCCUACCGGCUGUGCAGAACAGACCAUGGUGACGAUGUCUCCUGCCAUUAACGCCAUGAGCUAUUUGGAUGCCACCAACCAGUGGCUCUCACUGAAAGCAGAGCGACGAGAGGAGGCUCGACGCAUGAUCCAAGCUGGUUACACCCGGGUCCUCUCGUACAAGAAAAAUGAUGGAUCCUAUGGAGCUUUUCUGAAAACACCCAGCAGCAUUUGGUUGACUGCCUUCAUUGCUAAGGAGUUGUCAAGAUCGCGGGAGAUUAUCGACGUUACAGAUGCAUACAUCAAGGAGGCCGUGUCCUAUCUCAUAUCCAAACAGAAAGCUGAUGGAUCAUGGAAUGACCCAAAUCCUCUCUAUGACAAAGGAAUGAAGGGUGGAGUUGGAAAGUCUGCGGAUGAUGUGCCCUUGACUGCAUAUGUCCUCAUAUCCUUGUAUAACACUGAGCCUGUGUACGAAUUUGGGACAGACACAGAACUGAGAGUGGCUAUUAUGAAAGCAAGGUCUUAUCUCCUUUCAAAGUACGAAGCACAACGAAACCCCUAUGCUGUUGCCAUUACAGCGUACGCUCUGUCUAUAAAAAACCACCAAAGCCCAAAUGCAAUACCCACUCACAGGAAGCUGAUGGACAUGGCCUUGUGCGAGAACAACCGAUGCUUCUGGGACGUCAAUGGGAAAGUAGGGAGUUUGGAGAAGAAAGCGGAUGCCAUUUCAAUAGAAGCCACAUCGUACGCUUUGCUUGAGGCCUUGAUCAUGCAGGACAAAAAGAAAGCUCAGCACAUCGCCGCCUGGCUCACUAAUCAACGCGAAUAUGGUGGAGGAUUCCAGUCUACACAGGAUACAGUCAUAGCCCUUGAGGCUCUGACCAAGUUUAGCAUACAGAACAAUGACGUGGAAGACCUGGACCUGAGAGUGGAAAUAUGUGUGAAUGACAAGGACACGAGGACUCUGUAUUUAAACAAGCAAACUGCACUGACCCAAACAGCUAUCCACUACAAAGAAGUGGGCAAAGUAGUCGUGAAUGUAAGGGGACGAGGAAAAGGAACCUUAUCGGUUAGCCAGACAUACAGAUCUCUGAAAAAGGAUGAGUCUUUCUGUGAUCUCUUCGGUCUCACUGUUAAAGUGGAAGGGGAACUCGUCGUCUUACCUGACGAAAACGAAGGGGAGAAUUUGGAGGAUUACUAUAACUAUGAAUACGACCUGGUGAGAGACGAACCCAUGAGCAAACAGGACUGGUUAGAUCUGCGCACCCGCAGGAGGAGACAAGCUCCAGAGGAACCAAAGAAAGAAAACACACUGUUUUAUACAGUGUGUGUGAGCAAGAAACAAGGAAAUUCCACUGGUAUGGUCCUGGUGGACAUCUCACUCCUGACUGGGCUCACACCAAACAUCCAAGAUCUGGAAGAUAAUGUGAAGGGCACGGAGAAAUACAUUGACCAUUAUGAUUUUCACAACAACAAAGUCUUUCUUUACUUCAAUGAGCUCACUGAUGAAGAGACGUGUGUUCGGUUCCGUGCAGAGCAGGUCAUUCCCAUAGGACUCGUCCAGCCUGCAGCGGCGGUCAUCUAUGAUUAUUACAGUCCAGAUAGAAGGUGUUCGGUGUUCUAUACGGUGCCGAAGAACAAUCCCAUGCUCACUAAGCUGUGUGAGGGAGAUGUGUGCACAUGUGCUGAGGGUGGCUGCCCACGGCUGAAAGUCACCUUCAGUCAGAACAUGUUGGCGGACACGAGGUCUAGGUAUGCUUGUUAUUCGCCUAGUGUUGAUUAUGUUUAUACUGCCAAGAUGCUCAGCUUCAGCAACGAUGGGGUGUUUUUGUCUUAUUCCAUGUCAAUCACCCAGGUCCUUCAGACAGGUAAGGACUUGGCUAUCCAGAAAGAUGCCGUGAGGGAAAUGCUCCAGCGUUUAUCGUGUAAUGAGAUGGAGCUAAAAGUCGAUGCAGAAUAUCUGAUUAUGGGGAAGGACAACAGUCUGUUCAUAGGGAACGCAGAGACACGGUACAUACUGGAUAAUAAGAUGUGGAUCGAGGAGAUUCCUCUGGAAAGGAAGUGCAAGGCGACCAAGAACAAAAUGGCUUGUCAGCUUCUUGAAUCCUUCAUAGAAUCGUAUGCUCUAAAGCAGUGCUUAGUUUAGUGGAUUCACACGAGGAGACACAGAAAGCAUCAAAGCCACGACACAUAGCUCAGUAAAUUGUGUGCUUUUAUUUUCAGUGCAUAUGACCAAGAAAAAUUAGGGUUUGUGGAACAGCAGAGGUGGAACUGCAGAAGAAAGUCAUGUUGCAGAUAAGCUUGAGCUUGCUUCUCUUAAAAAGGUAAUCAUGAGACUACAGCUGCUGGAAUGAACAGGAAUGAAAUGUUAUAACCUAACAAUCAUUGUGCUUCGGUGUUUGGCAUAAUGAUGUUUGGCUCUGUGAUUGUGAUUGAUUAUUUGAAUAAUUCUGUAACCACUCUGUUAUGACUGAUGUGGAAAUGUCAAAGGUGUAGCAUUAACCGGUAGGACUGGGAGUAGGAUAUAUCUGAGGAAUGGUUUUAAUGUUUAAUACACAGCACAGGAACAGUUCGAUGCAAUAGAGCUGAAACUGAACACUGCAGUAUAACAUAUCACAAAUAAAGAAGUUUCAAAAAAAAAAAAAAAAAAAA